Eutrema salsugineum is the source of this 1343-nucleotide messenger RNA. RefSeq names its product mitogen-activated protein kinase kinase 1. The coding region runs from base 146 to 1213 and encodes 355 amino acids. The record is from RefSeq and is a predicted model, not a curated record. Gene Ontology annotation, biological process: protein phosphorylation. Gene Ontology annotation, molecular function: protein serine/threonine kinase activity; ATP binding. Gene Ontology annotation, cellular component: cytoplasm. The transcript is spliced from 9 exons. Lineage: Eukaryota; Viridiplantae; Streptophyta; Magnoliopsida; Brassicales; Brassicaceae.
AAACAAAAAAAUAAAAAAAUAAAAAAAAGGAAGAAAAUUCAAAGGAAAUAUGAGUCAAGGGGAAGUCAACGACCAUUUUUCGUCUUCGUCUUCUUCUUCAUAGUCAUGAGCUACACGACGUCGAGUAUUUGAUCUCCAAUCAGACAUGAAAAGAGGCAGCUUGAGCUUUAAUCCCAUCUGUCUCCCUCCUCCUGAGGAAUCCAUCUCCAAAUUUCUAACAGAGAGCGGAACGUUCACGGAUGGAGACCUUCGAGUGAACAGCGAUGGAAUCCAGACCGUGUCUCAGUCCGAACCUGGAGCUCCACCUCCUAUUGUGCCAUUGGACAACCAAUUGAGUUUGGCAGAUCUGGAAGUGAUCAAAGUCAUUGGCAAAGGAAACGGUGGUAAUGUUCAGUUGGUGAAACACAAACUGACUCAACAGUUUUUCGCUCUUAAGGUCAUUCAAUUGAACACAGAAGAAUCAACAUGUCGAGCGAUUUCUCAGGAACUGAGAAUAAACUUGUCAUCGCAAUGUCCAUAUCUCGUCUCAUGUUAUCAGUCUUUUUACCAUAACGGUCUUGUUUCAAUCAUCUUGGAGUUCAUGGACGGUGGAUCCCUUGCGGACUUGUUAAAGAAAGUCGAGAAAGUUCCUGAAAACAUGCUCUCUGCCAUCUGCAAGCGAGUGCUUCGAGGUUUGUGCUAUCUUCACCAUGAGAGGCGAAUCAUUCAUCGGGACUUAAAGCCUUCGAACUUGCUAAUCAAUCAUAGAGGUCAAGUGAAAAUCACAGACUUUGGUGUCAGCAAGAUCUUGUCUAGCACGACCAGUCUUGCUAAUUCCUUUGUGGGUACAUACCACUAUAUGUCUCCAGAGAGAAUCAGCGGAAGUAUGUAUAGUAACAAGAGCGAUAUUUGGAGCUUGGGACUAGUUUUGCUCGAAUGUGCAACGGGUAAAUUCCCUUAUAAUCCUCCAGAAGACAUGAAGGGAUGGAGUAGCGUGUAUGAGAUAGUGAACACCAUUGUCGAAAACCCACCUCCUUGUGCACCUUCCCACCUGUUUUCUCCAGAGUUUUGCUCCUUCAUUUCUCAAUGUGUACAGAAAGAUCCAAAAGACAGAAAAUCAGCACAGGAGCUUUUGGAACACAAGUUCGUGAACAUGUUUGAAGAUUUGGAUGCGAGUCUCUCUUCUUACUUCACCGACGCAGGAUCUUUGACUCCCCCUCUUGCUAAUAGCUAGAACCGAGUUUGAACAAUCCUUCUACCAUCAUAUCUUAUUAUAUCCAAUAGAAAAGAUGUUACGAAAGCCGAAUUAACGAGAUGUUAAGACUUAUGAGAGACAAUUCCACAAAAUCUUAUUUUCCUGUGUA